ACAGCCCCAGUAUAACGAGAAUCUUGUCCUUUCUGAAGGUCACCUGCUGCGAAGGUCAACAGGUGCACGUUUCGCGCCUUACCCGUCAUGCUCGGCGCCGCGCCUGCGCACUACCCGUGACCAAUAUGGCUGCGCCCUGCUGAUUUGGCGGCAAAAACAAAACUUGGACACGUCGGCAGAAGCCAUGGAGCAUCUCAGCACCUUGAAGCAAAGGCUGAAGAGUUGGGAGGCAGAGUUUGUGUCAGAAAACAGUCGCAAACCCAACAAGGAUGACAUCGCUGCUGCCCCACAAGACGUAAAAGACACCUACAAAGAGUACUACAGUCUGAAGAAAAGACAGGAGCAGGAAAAGGUAGACGAUGUGUGGGGCUCGAGCCUGAACAAACCUGCCACGCCCGACCAUGUGGAGGAGACCAGGACACAGACCAAGGUUUCCCUGGUGGAGACUUACAGCAGGAAACUCAAGCAGAGGUCGGGGCUCAUGUCUGUUAAGAGCAUGCCCACGUCUCUCAAGAGUAAGACGGCUGUCAAGGAUGACUCCAAGGCAAAAGAAAACCCUUCAAGCCUAGGAAAGUUUCCAAGCCUCCGCACACCAUCUAAGACGUCCCAACAUGUUACAACACAGGAUGGAGACACUUCAGGUGUUGCGGAUGACACCCGCCAUGAAGAUGACAGCGAAACAGGUGAAACAGGUGAAACAGGUGAAGCUAUAUGUUUUCACAGGACUCCAAAGAUGGUACGCAACAAAACCCCGCUGACCACGCGACCCGGGAUGUCGUGUAACGUCCCGUUCGGACAGCAGAACGCAAAGCUGAGGAACAGGUUCGACACUGCCUGGUUACAGAGGUGUGCGAAGGGCGCUGGCGGUGACUAUGCAGCAACGUUUGAGCCAGACACUCCUGAAAGCAAGAAGUCUGUCCAAGCAACGGUGAACCAUCCUGAGAUGCUGGGAGAUACAGAAGCGUUCACAGACAGGUUUGUACCUGAAAGUGAAAACAAAGAGUUCAACUCUUUGACUGGUGAUGUUAGUGAGACAAGUAUGUCUAGUAGUUGUUCACAGCCAAGUUUUGUUGCAAGUGAAAGUGCUGUUUGUAACUUUACUUCUCAGAGAACGUCUACGCCUCGUGGUGAAGGUAAGAAAUGGACCAAACACGGCAGCCAGGACUACAGCCUUGCCAGUACGACUGAGAGGGGUAGUUUAGAAUUUGAUGAUAUGGAAGUAGACCAAAUACACGCUGAUACUGCACCCAAAAUAUCAUCUACAGUGUCUGUUUCUAAAUCUGAAACAAUGAUCAGAACACCAAGGACUAAAAAUGUCAACAAUCCGGUUGAAAGUGCAAGCAAGAAAGUUUCUGGAACUCGAAUGAAGAGGAAAGUAGAGGAGCUAGAAGAAGACUUGCCAGAAGUACGAGACAAAGAAGAUUCUCCUAUGAGAAAACCAGCUCCAAGAAAGAGGAGAAAAGUGUCUUCAGGAGCCGAGACACAAGAAACAUCAAGCAAGAAAAAACCCAGGAAGAAAGCAGCAAAGGAAAGUGACCUUUAUGAGUUUGAUGAUGACAUGGAAGAAGGGAAGGAAAGAGGGACAGAAGGAGGAAUGAGGGAAGAGUCUGGAGAGAAGCAGAAGAGUCUUGAAGAUCUGAUUGAAGAAGAUGAGGAGAAAGAAGUGAAGAAAGAAGGAAACAUGAAGAAGAGAUUCUCUGCUCCAAGAUCUUCAGGCUCCUCAGCAGGGGCCGCUCGGAAGGACAACUUUGUUCGGCUGAACAUGAAGAGGAAGACGUACAAGCGGAAGGGCGGGCAGAUGACUGGAGGGAAGUAUCGCAGGAUGAUGUGGAAACAGAGGAUGAAGGGGAGGGACCAAUCACAGGACGUCUGCUUCAAGUGUGGGCAGCAGGGGCACUGGGCGACCAAGUGCACCGCGAACGGCAAAGUGAGCCAGCGAGCGAAGGAUGAUUGGACCAGCGACCCAGAGAUGGAGGGAGGAGAAGAAGUGGAAGCGGAGGCGAGCCCGUUCCCAUCCCUGGAGGACGCUGCCAUGAUGGCUGUAGGCAGGAGACCCAGCUCAGUGGGAGGGACGUCCGGGGGACGGAAUCCUCAACAGCCUGAAGCGGCCAGUGCACCAGACAGCCAGACUGCAGAGUGUCCUGCUGAACCCCAGCCUGCCGAGGACUUUGUGUCCCUCCCCGCCCCCGCCUACGAACCCCCUCCUCCCCCACCCCCCAUGGAACCUCUCUACCCCCCUGCGGAAGAUGGAGAGCUACAGGGCAUGUCCACGUUGGUAGUACUCUCCACGGGCGCGGGAAAGUCGCUCUGUUACCAGCUGCCAGCCUACAUGUACGCCAAGAGGUCAAAGUGCAUCACCUUGGUGAUAUCUCCGCUGGUGUCACUCAUGGAUGAUCAGGUGACCGGUUUGCCGUCCAAACUGAAGGCCGCUUGUCUCCACUCCAACAUGACACAGAAACAGCGGGAGAACGUGGUGACCUUGAUCUUGGAGGGAAAGGUACCCUUUCUUGAUUCGCUGGUGAGCCUCCUGAAGGGUCGCCGUUUUGCGGAGUUGGACUCUAUCAUCAUCUACUGCACGCGACGCGAGGAGACUGAAAGGAUCGCUGCGCUCGUCCGAACCUGCCUGCCGUUUACACCGCCCUCCGCACCAGACAGCGCAGAAGGGAAGGGCAAGAAGAAGUCUAAAGAGAAAGGCCCGCCCCAGGUGAAGUGGCUGGCUGACUGUUACCACGCCGGGAAGUCCGCCGCCCAGCGUCGGCAGAUCCAGAAACGCUUCAUGUCGGGAGAGCUGCGUAUCGUCGUGGCAACGGUCGCGUUCGGCAUGGGGCUGGACAAGUCCGACGUGCGCGCCAUCAUCCACUACAACAUGCCGAAGAGCUUCGAGAACUACGUUCAGGAGAUCGGGAGGGCGGGCAGGGAUGGGAAGCCCUCACACUGUCAUCUCUUCCUUAAUGCUGAUGGCUCGGACCUGUGUGAGUUGCGGCGCCACACCUACGGCAACUCAGUUGACAGGACGACAGUGAAGAAACUGCUGAGGAAAGUUUUCCCGCGCUGCCGGUGUCGUGAGAAGCUACGGCAGCAACGGGAACGAGAGAGAGCUGCACAGGUGCCAGAAUUUGAAGAAGACGGUAUAGACUACGCCAUGCUGUCUGAAGAUGCUAACAGCCCAGCACAAGUCUCCACUGGUCCUGACUGUCCAAACAAUGACCAGAACACAGCCUCUGCAGUGUCCAGCCAUCCAACUGCAGACAGUUCAGAGGCCCCCCUGGCUUGUAGCUGCCCUGGGCAUGUGGUGGCAGUGCCUGUAGAGGCAGCUGUGCAGGCACUGGACAUGACAGAGGAAGUGUUUCUUGCCCCCUCCCCCCUCAGCGUAUCGCAUGACGAGUUCUGGCACUGUGCGGAAGAAGUGGACCGGGCUCGGAGCGAGCAGCUCAAGGUCACCCUGAGGGAGUACUUCGAGAAGGAGCCGACACUUAACGUUUCUUCAGACAGCUGUGGGGAGGAGCAGGAGGAACAGAGGAGGUCCUUUCCACUUCCCGGAGUGGUUCUGAACCUACUGAAGGGGCACUUUGAGAAGGAGCUGACACUUAACGUUUCUUCAGACAGCUGUGGGGAGGAGCAAGAGGUGGAACAGGUGUGGUUUGGCGGCGUCAAGUUGAUGGUGGCUGAUGUAAAGCGUACCCUGAGGCACCACCAGGAAGCCAUGGACUCCAGACAGCGCACCAAACCAGCGAGAGGACCGCAGUGGAUGCCAAACAUCCAGCCCUACAUGCAGCCCGGACAACACCCCCCACCCCACUGGAACACUCCACGGGACCCGUCGCAGAUGUACUCGAGGCACCCAGCACGUGCACCAAGCCACCAGAGGACCGACUGGAACCACACGAGAGACAAACAGCAGACUGUGGAGAAGCUGCUACAUAUGCUGACGGACUUCCUCAAGCAGUGA
Molecule: messenger RNA, 3949 nt
Organism: Branchiostoma floridae (Florida lancelet)
Lineage: Eukaryota; Metazoa; Chordata; Leptocardii; Amphioxiformes; Branchiostomatidae
Product: ATP-dependent DNA helicase Q4-like
Exons: 18
Coding region: 185-3949 (1254 amino acids)
Biological process (GO): double-strand break repair via homologous recombination
Cellular component (GO): nucleus; chromosome; cytoplasm
Molecular function (GO): four-way junction helicase activity; zinc ion binding; 3'-5' DNA helicase activity
Source: RefSeq, a predicted model, not a curated record